GUCCAUCGAAAAGUUGGGCGUGAGCUCGUAAGAGUUCAAAAGUCCGUGUUUACAUUCCGUGCUGAAAAAUGCCCCACCUUGUAGUUCAAAUCCGAACAAGUGACAAUGGCUCGCUUGUUUCACUGCCUUCUUCUUUUGUUAGUUUUACAAGCGAUCGGGACAUGCUCAGGUUGCGACGAAGCUCUGUAUGGGAAGCUAACCGCGUCUUCCGAAUUGUCUGCAGACAGGAGGGCAGACAAAGCCUACCUUGACAGUGGCUCUGCAUGGACAGCAAAGAACUCGGACUUUGAUCAGUACUUACUGAUCUCGCUCAAUUCCAAGAAGACCAUCACAUCCAUUGUCACUAUGGGAAAGCAGCAUAGUCCGGAGUUUGUUCAGGAGUUCAAGAUCUACUACGGCGACCACGGAGGGGACUUUACUGAGUACAAGGAUAGAGAGGGCAAUCCAAAGCUCUUUAGAGGAAACAGCGAUGGCAACACAGAGGUGCGCAACGUGUUCGAGUACCCGAUCAUUGCGCAAUACAUUCGCAUCAACCCAACCCGUUGGAGAGACCGCAUUUCACUCAGAGCACAGCUGUAUGGUUGUGAAUAUGAGGCAGAGGCCCUGCAGCUGGACGGCAAGAGUUAUGUGGUCAUGGACCUGAACCGCCGGCCAGUAACUUCUACGGAAGACACCCUGCGAUUGCGGUUCAGGACUAACCAUGCGGAUGGCCUUCUUCUCUACAGUUACGGCUCGCAGCGCGACCUCUUCACACUUCAACUGGUGCACAACAAGCUGCUCUUCUCGGUCGACCUUGGAGGCGAAGGUGUGGUGACCGAGGUGUGGUGCGGAAGCCUGCUGGACGAUAACAUCUGGCACGACGUACAGAUCUCCCGUUUUCGACGAGAGCUGGUUUUCACUGUCGACCGCGUAGUGGUCCGUCAGAGACUGAAAGGAGAUUCCUUCCAACUGGAUUUGAACAGAGAGCUUUACAUUGGUGGUAUGCCAAACUUCAACCAAGAAGGAAUCAAAGUGGCAGCAAAUUUCACCGGUUGUGUGGAAAACUUGAUGAUAAACAACACCAAUGUUGCAUACGAACUGAAGCGAGAUACGGAGGGCUACACAUACAGCAAGGUCGGUCAAGUGCUCUUCAACUGCAGGUACGAACAAGUUGUCUCGAUCACAUUCGUCAGCUUGGACUCGAUGCUCCGUGUGCAUGGCUACAUGCAGCCAAGCAUGAACUGCAGCUUUGAUUUUCGAACCUUCAACGAGCGAGGGCUGUUGCUGUACAAUAAGUUCUCCAUCGAAGGCUACGUCAAGAUGUACUUGGAUAUGGGACGCAUUCGAGUCGAGCUUCAGGGCAAGAAAACUCCAGUGGUUCUCCUCAAGCCAUUUGAUCAUGUCCUCAACGACGGCCAAUGGCACAGUCUGACACUGGCCCUGCAAACCAACCGUAUCGAGGUGCGCUUGGACGGUGUGCCCAGCAUAACCACGCGUCUCUUCUCCAUGGAGACUGGCAGCGAGUACUUAGUCGGAGGUGGUGUGUAUGGCAUGCAAGGCUUCAUUGGUUGUAUGCGCUACCUGUACAUCGAGGGUCGUUACAUCAACGUGCUCACCCUUCCACCCAACCAAGUGCAAGGGCAACUUCUCCGCGACGCCUGCCAAAUGGUGGACCGCUGCCAUCCGAACCCAUGUGAGCACGGCGGUUGCAAGCAGGACUAUAUCGAGUUUGUGUGCAAUUGCACGGACACCGGUUAUGCUGGAGCAGUAUGCCAUGUCUCACUGCACCCGCUCUCAUGCGAGGCCUAUCACAUGAAGAAGAAGCCUGACGAAACAAUGGCUAACAUUCUCAUUGAUGUGGAUGGCAGUGGGCCGCUCACACCGUUUCCUGUUGAAUGUAUCUUCCAUCCGGACAACCGCAGUGACACACUGGUGCACCACAAGAACGAGAUGACCACCGAUGUCAAGGGUUACCGGGAACCGGGCAGCUUCAUCCAGGACAUCGUGUAUGAUGCCCCCAUGGAGCAGAUGGUCCAUCUCGUGAACCGGUCGACGGUUUGCCGGCAACGGCUCACCUACGAGUGCUUCAAUGCACGUCUGUUUGACACAAGUGUGCAAGACACGACACCGGACACAUUUUCACCUUAUGGCUGGUGGGUGAGCCGGAGCAACCAGCGCAUGGACUAUUGGGGAGGCUCCAUCCCCGGCUCGCGCAAGUGUCGUUGUGGCCUGUACGGGUCCUGCCGUGACCCCCAGCGCUGGUGCAACUGCGAUUCGGGCUUGGAGGAGUGGCUCUCGGAUGGCGGCGAGCUCACUGACCGAGAUUACCUUCCUGUGCGGCAGCUACGUUUUGGCGACACUGGUUCUGCCUCCAUGCAGGAGGACAGAAAGCGUGGCCGUUACACACUGGGACCGCUGGAGUGCCAAGGAGACGCCCUUUUCGAUGAUGUGGUGACAUUCCGUUUCACGGACGCAACCAUUGAGGUGCCCCAUCUGAACCUGCGUCACUCCUGGGAUGUGUACUUCCACUUCAAGACGACUGCAGAGAACGGGGUCAUAAUGCACAGCAAGGGACCGACCGACUACGUCAAGCUUGUACUCAUUGGAGGUGAUCAAAUUCAGCUGCUGUACGAGACUGCCGGGGGUGGUCCGCAGGGAGUGAGUGUGGAGACGUCCUACAAGCUCAGCAACAAUGAAUGGCAUUCGGUGCACGUUGAGCGCAAUCGCAAAGAGGCACGCAUCGUUGUCGACGGCAGCCAGAGCGGCGAGGUUCGUGAGAAACCCGAUCGGUCGCACGCCCUUCACUUGCCAGGCAACCUUGUAAUCGGUGCAAGUGUGGACUACAAGGAAGGAUAUGUGGGCUGCCUGCGUGGCUUCAUGGUCAACGGGGAGCCCCUGAACCUGAGGUUGCGGGCUCCUGCGGGUCUUUACGGAGUGUCUUUGGGCUGUGUGGGCAAGUGUGCCUCCAACCCGUGUCUCAACGGUGGAACCUGUCUCGAGGGAUACUCGGGCUACACCUGUGAUUGCCAGUGGACGCCUUUCAAGGGACCCAUCUGUGCUGACGAAAUUGGCGUCAACCUGCGAUCUGACAACUACGUGCGCUACGACUUUGAGACGACGCUGUCCACCUUGGAGGAGUACAUUCGUGUGGGCUUCACCACUACGGAGCACCACGGCAUGAUCUUCGGAAUGUCAUCGCGCACCGGAGAGUACCUGAAUCUUAUGAUGUCAACUAGUGGUCACUUAAGACUGGUCUUUGACUUUGGCUUUGAACGGCAAGAGCUCAUUAUCAAGAAUGAAAACUUUGCCUUGGGUCAAAUUCACGAUGUCCAGAUCAAGCGUACCCACAACGGAGAGAGGCUGACAAUAUUUGUGGACAAUUACGAACCUCAGGUUCACACGUUCAACAUUCGAGGCAAGGCUGAUGCACAGUUCAACGACCUGCUUAGCAUUUAUGUGGGACGAAAUGAGUCAAUGGGCACCGGUGAAGGCUUUGUAGGCUGCAUUUCACGUGUACAGUUUGACGACCACAUGCCACUGAGACGCUACUUUCAAGAAAGCAGGCGGAGCAACGUGCACGCCUAUCCUGAAGGGGCCGUGCGAGAAGACACUUGUGGUAUUGAGCCAGUCACGUAUGCACCUCCCGAAGACGAGACACGGCCGCCACCUACACUGCCACCGGGGGUCUAUCGAGAGCCCUGGGCUGUGUCCAGCUAUGCUGACUCCGCAAUACUGGGUGGCGUGCUGGCUGUAAUUCUAGCAGCAAUCGUGAUCAUGGCUAUCAUCUUGGGCCGCUACGUGUCUCGCCACAAAGGAGAGUACCUCACUUAUGAAGACUCUGGUGCCAAGGAUGCGCCCGAUGCAGACACUGCUGUGGUGCACGGGGUCAGGGGUCACGACGUCACCAAGAAACGAGAGUGGUUUAUAUGAUGGGUCGUCAAGUCGGCUUGCCUCAUUACCUCCUCUGCCAAGAAACAGCUCCCUCGGGUGUAGAGACCAAUUGUGGAGCGGGGCAGCCCUACAUCGUGUGUUUCCAGAAAUCUGUCUUGGGAUCUGUCUCUCAUAAGAACAAGACACUGCUGCCUAUGAGACCACGAGUUCAGCUCCUGGCCGUUGCAGCUACAUUUCGGCGGAGGUGACACACUUGAACACGUGUGCGUAUUGGUGCAGUAAUUGUAUGUGUGCAACGCGUCACCAUUGUUGAUCUGCUUCAACCUGUAGCCAGUCACUGCAUUGUUGCACGAACGUUGUUAUUGGCACUUUUUAUCAGGAACUUCUGGGCACUUUUCUUGGUGUUACUGUCAUGGUAAAGCGUGACUAUGGCAGCAGGAAAGGUAAGUGAAUGAUCAUCAAAAAGAAAAAAAACUUCGUACACUGCAAUUUGUGCAUAAGAGUGCUUUACCGGUGUGCCUGAUGAGAGGUGCCAUGUUUUCUUGUUGAAUGCAUUUAGAGACCUCCAGGCUGUGUAGAAGUUAGUAGCCACUUUGGUGGUUAUUUUGGCCAUGGUUUUUCAAAAAUUUAAUUUUGAAAGGUUGUUGGCAGGUUCUUUAUGAACUACUUUUUGGUUGAAAGCCUUAUUAAGAGGAACAAAAGUUCUCAACAGUCUAUGCAAAUGUUAUCUUAUGAAUAUCCUUUCAUUCACGUAGACGAUGUGCGACGGGCCCCAUGACAAAGACGAAUUACCUCGUUAUGUUUUCGAGCUGGCCAAAUCAAUGUGCUUGCACAGACUUGCAGUGAAUCUGCUAGCCACAUUAAAAAAAAGAGAAAAAAGUGUUGGUUGCAUGUCGAGCUGUUUAACAUAUGAUCCGAUAUGUCAUGGCUGCUCUUUAUCAAACGCAUUCCUCAGGGGAAUUAAUUUCUCCCCUCUGCUUAUUGCAAGGGAAAGUUUUGUUGACAAGUGUAUUUUUGUCAUGAGCUUCAAGAGAAUUGAUUAUCACAUUAUUUAUGGCCAUUGGUCUGAUAGCCUGGUCCCUUUAUAACUGCGAAAUCAAAUGAAGGUUAGUGACAGAUAAAACAUUCCACUUUUUUAAUGCACGCUUUGGUUCUACUAAACGUGUCCAUUUGCACCUAAUGUGAUUUUUCUGUUUGUGGCAGCACUUAUAUUCUGUAUAGUAUUAACUUAUUGUUGGCCAGCUCACUAUAAUCGGUUACAACCUAAGAAUAGUAACUAUCCGCUCCGCCCCCACUACUGCAGUGCACCUGUUAUUCACCUGUGCUACAAAGCAAUGAUUGGUGAUUUCCAUUCAAAUCAUAGGCACUUUUUGCUGAUAAUGCAAAUACUGUGCAUAGAAUGAUUGAAAAGUUUAUUGUUCCGUAUUAAAAUGUUACAUUUGGCUGAGCAGUGAAGUUGGAAUAUUUGAUGAAAUAUGCCAAUAAGUAAAUGUUUUUUUACCGAAAACUAUCGAAAUGAACACGUGCCUGUAUGGCUAAGUUGUAUGCCUAAAAUAUGUGAAAGGUUUUUACAUCACAUAAUUAAGCUAUUACAAUUAAUUACAAUAUUUAUGAAAAUUUGCUUGGAUGGGCGUCACCACUGUGGGUGGAGCUUACAUUUAUUCUUAGGCUGUAACCGACUAUAGAGCUUGCUAUUUGAAAGCAAAUCACACUUUUUUUUUUUUACUGUGGUGGUAUACUGAUAAGCAGACUGCCCGGGAGUUUAAUGCCAUUUCUCAUUGUGAAUUCACAACUAGAUGGUGGAAGUUUUAGUUUCCUCCUCUGAAACAGUAUCUCUGUGAAUCUCACGGAUAUGUGAUAUUGCAUCGUGCUAAGAUGGCACUGAGUGAUGCCUGCAACUUGUUGGGGACUCGAGAGAAGACCAGUCGUCGAGUGGUUUUGACUAACAGUGCUGUGACCAUCUCUAGCUAGACUCUUUUUGUCCUAUCUUUGGCACUUAUUUGUCUAGAGUAAGAACACUGUUUUUGUUUUAACUCUCGAAACAUAUCAGACGGAAAUUUCUAGGACAGGAAGCUAACGAAAAAACAUUGUUGCACAGUUUGGUUGCUUCAGUGUUUUUGUACCAACGGCACUCCAACAGCUGUGCGUUUGUUCAUAUCAGAGCCAGGGACUGUAAUGAGCAAAUUAUUCAUGUUUACUAUUACUGUAACAGUCUUUUCGUACUUAUCAGGAAAUUGAUUCCCUGCUGAUGUCACAUUUUUAUUCCCCUUGCAUAUUAGUUUCGACCUUCCAGGUAUUUUUCACAAAAAAAUUCAACCACACGAAUGUUACUCUUUCAUUUUACUCUUGUAGUGACCUGAAUCUCUGACGACUAGGUAACUCCACGUAUUGAUUACCACAGUUAUACUACUCUCUGUCCCCUCUCGCCCUUCAUUAUUUUUUUGUUUAAAGCAUAGCUUAAUGUGUUCAGAGGGCCACUGUUUCUUGUUUACUGCUUUCUUGUUUCUUGUGUGUGUUUGCAAAGGCUUGCCUACUAGCCAAGCUAGUUGAAGGCAGUUGUUUCUCUUUAACCAUCGUUUCACUAUCACUGCCAGAGAAAGGAGACCCUGUAGCCGGGAGGGGUCUGCCUGUGUUGAAGGCGGCACCGUUUGCUCAAGCUGGCUGACUCUUUAGCUGCACUGUUGCCCAUCUGGUUCGAAUGGCCAGAGCUGCAUCUCACUUGUACAUAACGCACAUCUCGCCGUUGUUCUCUCGUAACAAGAUCUGGGAAAUUGGUAUCAAGGUGCUGGUGUGGAUUGAAUAAAUGCGAGCAGGUUAGAAGCAGGUAGAAUUCCACUUGAGUUACCCGUGCGGCGGCAGAGGGACUUGGCCUCUCUGUCUCGAUGUGGGAGCAGCCAGCAUCAGUCCUGGGCUGAUCUUCAGGACUUUGAUAAAGUUCUUUAUACCAUGCCAUACCAUACUGGUUUUAUCAUUUGUGGUGGCAGCGAGAUUUUAGCCAUAGAACUUUCAGUAUCCGGUUGGUGAUUAGAUGAGUACCAAUGAAAACUGGCAGUCUUAAGUUGCUUAAAAUCGGCGAAAGUUAGGCAAGCUAGUAGGUUUCGUGGUACUACAUUCACUGAAAAGAAUGCAUGCCAAUACAGACUUAAUACGAAUAAAAAGGAAUGGUGUCGUGCUGUCCCUUUGUUCCUAUGCAUUUCCAUGUUUGCGUGCUUGCCUGUUAAAGUCAUACUUUCACUAACAGGAUAUAUUCUACUGAGUGCUUUCUUGCUCGCAUUUAAUGUAUCCAUAAUAGCUGUUUAAAGCUAGCAUUCAGCAGUGUGUGUAACGUGCGUUGAGUGCUUGUUACUGCCAGCAUCUUGCCUUUUGAUAGCAUUGGACCAACGUUUCCAGCUAGGCACCUUGCAGAGCAAAGGGCUGAUAACUCAAAUGAUGUGUGCAGUUAACUAAUGUUAUAUAUAAAUUUUCAUUUAAUUUGAGGAUGGCACAGUAAGGCCACUCUGAAUGUCCACUGUUUUUUUUUUUUGCUUUAGUUAUCAAUGCCUCUUUAAUGCUAAUGUGCAAAGACAAACUCAUUGGCUCAAAAGCUAUUUUCUAGCUUGUUACAGUUUCAACAAUCGAGACAGGUGCACUGGCAAAGUAAUCCAGACGUUGUUUCAUUAUGCUUGUUGUUGUAAACCUGCUUGCCCAGGGCUUUAAUUAACUGGGCUGGUAUUUUAUAGCAGUGCAUUGUGUUCGAUUCUGCACUAGUGUUGUAAACCACAGCUCGGGGCUAUCUGGUCCCAUUGAGGAUGUGCGUGGAUAGCAGCUGUGACCUUUGGCCAUGCAUGAAAAGGUAUUAGCAUCAGGAAAGCUAUUGCUGCAAAAUACCGAUCAGAGGUGUGUGCAUUGUUUGAUUGCCGUCAGCCCACCGAUGAUGAACUUUGAUCACUUUUUUUUUGCUCCGGUGAAACAGCAAGUUGCAACAAAAUGAAAUGCUGCAUUUGUUAAACAGUCUUGGUCACAUUCAGUAGGUACCAGUUGUGAAAGGCAACACUUAUUUGAUAGGCCUACAGUGAUUAGCACAUGCCCAGCAGCAGUGGUCUAGUGGCUAAGGUACUCGGCUGCUGACCCGCAAGUUGCGGGAUCGUAUCCUGGCUGCGGUGGCUGCAUUUCCGAUGGAGGCGGAAAUGUUGUAAGCCCGUGUGCUCAGAUUUAAGUGUACGUAAAGAACCCCAGGUGGUCAAAAUUUCUGGAGCCCUCUACUACGGCGUCUCUCAUAAUCAUAUGGUAGUUUUAGGACGUUAAACCCCACAUAAACAAAAAAAAAAAAAAAAAAUGGAUUAGCACAGAAGCAUAAGCUGCAACAUUUCCUGCUGUGUUUUAAGAAACUUGAGUGUGUGAUGGUGUUCGAAUUAUCUUUCAUUGUUAAUGUGGAGUAAUGACUCUAAAAUGAUUUGAAACACAGAUUGGGCAUUUUAAUUUAUGUUGGUGUACUCAAAUGUACAACUUCAGCCUUGUCUGCUAUGCUUUAUUAUACAGUUGUCGAGUUCAUUUGCUUGGACAAAUCGCUGUUUCUUGGGGCACUCGUUCAAACCUGGCAUUUCUGAUGUCGUUCCGCUGGUAAAGGAAAUGGCAUUGACAGCCUCAAACUUUCUAACAGUAGUGUGAAAUCUUCCCUGAACUUACAUCUAUAUGUUUGUGUUGCUUGGUUUUCUUGGAAUACUUUUUGUUUAGUCGAAUUCAUUAGCGCUGACCAUUACUUUUUUUUUUUUCAUUUUGUCAAACAAUCUCUUUUAAUGUGAAUACCAACAAAUCACUGUGGCAGCUGCAUAAUUAUUUUCGGUAGAGCAGACAGAAAAGUCUCUCGAUUCGGAUGGCAAGAGUGAUAGAGGUGCAGCCUUUGCACAGAGAGUGAGCAGUUUUAGCUGUAAAAUGUCUUGACAUAUUUGUGUAGUUGACAAAAAAAAAAAAAAGAAUAACCAGUAUUCAAAUCCGUCCAGGCCAGACACAACCUUAGGAAGUGUCUGUGUGUGUAUAUAUGUUUGUGUGCAUGUAGAUUUUUUAUACACAAGCAGGCCCGGUGAUCAAAUAAUGUCACUGGAUCUGAAAAUAAAAGAAAUCUCCCCUGAAA
Rhipicephalus microplus (southern cattle tick) is the source of this 8980-nucleotide messenger RNA. It is a transcript of the gene Nrx-IV, whose product is annotated as neurexin-4. The record is from RefSeq and is a predicted model, not a curated record. NCBI's taxonomy places the organism in Eukaryota, Metazoa, Arthropoda, Arachnida, Ixodida, Ixodidae.